CCGGAGGGUGCGGCCCGCGGCGUCCCCGCGCGGCCGCUGGAGCAGCGCCGAGGAGCCCCGAGCGCGUCGCCGGGCCCGGAGAAAGAAGAAAUUCCCCUUUCAACUCAGGAAUACCUUCACAGACUACUGGGAGCUUCUGAUGGUUGCAGCUUUCUAAUCAUGAGGCAAAUCUUUCUGAUCCAGAGCAAUUCCAUAAGACUCUUCUAAGACUGAGCUGGUGAUUUUCUUCUCUGUAUUAAAGCAAAACUGGGAGGCAGAAAAGAAAGCUGCUGCAAGAGAAUUCAGGAGGAGAUUGAGAGGAAAAAAGAAUGAAGGAGCGAAAGUCAACAGAACUGGAAGAGGGACUGGAAGGGGCGGGAAAAACCACCAGUGCUGUUCAGCCAGACUAUAAUGUGAAGCAACCAGGAUGGGGAAUGUCGCAAAUGAGCAAAGGAGAACCAUCCAAGGGGAUGCAGCAACGCUGGGAAGUCCAAUGGCAGGAGUUCCUGAAGACGCUGCAGUCUCCUCAUUCAACUUGGGGGAACCUUCCACUGUCAGAGACAACUCCAUGGGAAGACACCAAGGCCUUCCUGGCCUCCUUCGAGCAAGUGGCCAAGGCCUGCCGGUGGCCUAGAGCGGAGUGGGCAGCUCGGCUCCUGCCAGCACUGAGUGGGGAAGCUGAGCAGGCCUUUCAGAGUCUGGAGGCCAGAGACCGGGAGGACUAUGGGAAAGUGAAGGCGGCCAUCUUGCGAGGGGAGGCCCUGAGAAUGGAGAUGCAGCGCCAGCUCUUCCGGCAGUUCUGCUGCCAGGAGGUGGAGGACCCUCGUCGGAUUCACAGCCAGCUCCAGGAGCUGUGCCGGCAGUGGCUGAAGCCGGAGCGGCACAGCAAGGAGCAGAUCCUGGAGCUGCUGAUCCUGGAGCAGUUCCUGGCCAGCCUGCCACCUGACCUCCAGGGCUGGAUCCGAGCGGGAGGGCCGGACUCCUGUUCCCAGGCAGUGGCCCUGGCGGAGGACUUCCUGAUGAGCCAGCAGGAGGCCGAAGGAGGGAAGUGGCAGGGGCCCUUGCCAGAUGUGUGUGUAGGCUCCGUGGAGGCCGAGGAGGUUUCAUCGGAGGUGGUGCAGACACAGAUCUACAAAGAAGGCAAGCAGCUCGGACAGGAAGAGAUCUGUCUCUUAGAGAGCGGAAUCAAAUGCCCCAGUCUUUCCAGCUCAUCGCUAAUUCCCGAAGGGCAGGAGAUGAGCGGAGCCGGGCCAAGCGAGAGACUCCUGAACCUCAAGGAGACGGGCGUGUCUUUGCAUGUGGUGGAACGGACCCUGGCCCAGCCCGGCCAGCAGACCCUGUUCUGGCAAGUCCUGCCGGAGGAAGAUGGAAACAUUCAGUCUUUUGGUGACGGGAAGGGAGGUCAGUUGAAAGUAGAGAAUUCCCAGCGAGGAAGAAAUGAGGCCGAAGAUGCAUCCCAGACUAUGCCACAAAUAAGUCAAGGGAAUGUGUCGGUGUCAUUGACCGCUGAGAUGCAUGAGGAAAGAUGUGAUGAAAAGAGAUGUUGGAUCAAGAUGGAGACAUCUCAGCAAGGAGAGGCUGUGCCCGAGGAAACAAACAGGGUGGGAGCUGAAACAAUCCAGCGGAAUUUUCCUGUGGCAUCUGAAAUUCAUGAACUGAGAUGUGAUGAAAAGAGAUGUUGGAUCAAGAUCAAGAAAUCUCAGCAAGGCGAGGAAACGCAUAGGUUGGAAGCAGAAACAACCCAGUGGAAUUUUCCUGUGACGUCCAAAAUGCAUGAACUGAGAUGUGAGUCCAAAGGGCAACCGGAGAAGACGCCAAUGGAGAGAGGAAGUGAAUUCUGUGAACUUGCAGCAGGUCCUCCGGGUGCUGUUGGCAACUCUUCCACAGUGCCAACAGUAGGGGGAAAGUCCUUAUUCUCCAAAUACGAGAGAAAAUACCACUUCAAGUCGGAUCUUGUCGUGACACACACAGGGGAGAGCCCUUUCAAGCAUCCCAUGCGGUGGGAAGAGACCCACACAAAACGUUGCCUUCCUAAGCCUCAGGGAAUCUGUGCAGGAGAGAAACAGUGUGUGCUCUCUGAACUUGGGGGAAUUUUCCAUCGGAGAGAUUUUAUCGGAUACCAGAGCAACCAUCCAGAAGAGAAACCUUAUGAAUGUCCCGAGGAUGGGAACCGCUUCAAACGCAAACAGACUUUUCUGAGCACUCAUAGAGGAAGGAAACCACAUGAAUGUUCUGUCUGUGGGAAAGGCUUUACUUACAGAGCAGAGUUAACAAGACAUCAGAGAAUUCAUACUGGAGAGAAACCAUAUGAAUGUUCUGAAUGUGGGAAAUGCUUCAGACAGAGAGCACACCUGAGUGGUCAUCAGAGAAUCCACACUGGGGAGAAGCCAUUCAAAUGCCCUGAAUGUGGGAAAGGGUUCUGUCGGAGAAAUCAGUUGAUUGGACAUCAGAGAACUCACCGAACGUUCAUAAGCUCUCUGUCUUCUGAGGAUGGGGAGACUGUGGAUCAGAAAGUGACACUGACGAAACAUCACAGUCUUUAUGAAGGGUAUUGAGAAUUUAUACUCUGCAGGCCAGAGCAAUGAAUUCUCAAAUGCUACUGAAAAAGGAGAAGGGCCUAAACUCCCACCUGGUGAAGUGGCUGAUUAGCAGCAGGUUCUGUUGCCGCCUGAAACAGAAAGAAGAGGUGUGGACUCAAUGAAAAGGAAAAGAAGAGGUGUGGACUCCAGGUUUUGCUCAGGAAUUAACAUUUAUUUGUGACUUAUGUUACACGGAAGUGAUUGUGCAUAACGUAGUGUUACUUGAACAGGUCUGUGGGCUUUGGGGUUUUUUAAAUCAUCUUCUUUUCCAAAGCACUAAGAGAACAUAAUAAAACCAAUUAUUUCUCAAUC
This is a messenger RNA of Varanus komodoensis (Komodo dragon), 2870 nucleotides long. RefSeq names its product zinc finger protein with KRAB and SCAN domains 1-like. Gene Ontology annotation, molecular function: RNA polymerase II cis-regulatory region sequence-specific DNA binding; DNA-binding transcription factor activity, RNA polymerase II-specific. The transcript is spliced from 8 exons. NCBI's taxonomy places the organism in Eukaryota, Metazoa, Chordata, Lepidosauria, Squamata, Varanidae. The record is from RefSeq and is a predicted model, not a curated record. Gene Ontology annotation, biological process: regulation of transcription by RNA polymerase II. The coding region runs from base 309 to 2534 and encodes 741 amino acids.